AUGACUACCUGGCAGAAAAUUACCAAUACUCUAUAUCAAGAUGGCAUUGAUGGCGAUAAAAGCUCGAAGAAAGCACAAACUCUAAAGUCUUCUUUUUAUCCAUCAUGGAAAAUCAACCGAUAUUUAUUACUUUCCAAAGCAGUCUAUUUCAUCUAUAGCUUUGCUGUUGGAGGUUUAAAGCCCUUCUUACCGAUUUACUUUAAACAGCUGGGAAUCAAUGCCAAGCAUUUAGGAAUCUUAAUGGGUUGUCGACCUCUGGCGGAAGCAUUUAGUAUCAUGAUAUUUUCAAUGAUAGCUGAUCGAUUGCAAUGUCAUAAAACAAUUUUAAUCACAGCUUUAUGUAUGGGAGGACUAUUAACCUUUGCAUUUAAUUUUAUUCCCAUUCCUAGCUUUUAUUGCCCACCUGAUAAUAUAACUUCAGAUAUCAUCAUCAAUACUACCUUUACAUCGGAGGCUUUCCAAGCGUCUCCAAUGUAUACAGUUGAAAAUCCAUACACUCUCACCAACGGCAGCUAUAAUGAAGGUUAUUAUUUUCGUCGAUAUGGCAGUAUCAUCGUUGAUAAUCCAUAUUUUACAUAUGAUCAUUAUGAUCUGCAAGAAAGUUUUAUUUGCAUAUUAGUCAUAAUUAUCAUUUGUGAAAUGAUUGCAGCUCCGUCGUUAACUUUAGUCGAUACCUAUACGUUAUAUCAAUUAGAGGAUAAGAAAGUAGAAUAUGGUCGACAGCGUUGCUGGGCUGCUAUAGGUAUUGGAGCUGGCGAAUUAAUGUCGGGCUUAAUUUUAGUCCAUUCCAUCAUGACAAUUGAAAUUUGCGGCAAAAUAUACGUCAUGGGCCAUAAUUAUAACAUUGCAUUUUCCUUAUAUUUAAUACUGAUGAGCAUUGCAGCUGUCAUUGCGCUAAGAUUUCAAUUUUCAGAAUCAGAUAACCCUUCUUCAAGCCAAAUUAAUCGGCACGGUGAUGAUAGAAAUACUACAGACAAUACUGAUCAUGACGAUGAAAUAUAUCAUGAAGACAGCAACGGAAUCGAAACUAAAAAGUUAAUCAGACAUUAUUACCAUCAAUAUAAAAAUCGCUUACAAAAUAUUAAUAAAGAUUUUAGUGAGAGUGAAUUAGAUGAUGAUUCUGAUGAUGCAGUAUUUAGUUAUAGCACCGAUUCCAAUGAUGAAAUGGGAAUGCUAGCAAAGUUGAAGGAUAAACGAUCUACUUCUCCAAAUCAAUAUUCAAAUAUAUGGCAGCUCUUUACUUCACUUCGUUAUGGUUCUACGUUGUGCAUUAGCUUGUGUUUAGGUACUGCAAUGGGUAUAUUAACAUCAUUUAUGUACUGGCAUUUGCAAAGUUUAGGUGGAAGCACAUUAUUAUUUGGCUGUAUCGGGGUUACUAUCCAUAUCGUUGAAGCCAUAUCAUUUUUCUUGGCUCAAAAUGCAAUUUAUUAUUUAACUCAUGUUGGAGUUAUGGGUCUUUGCAUAUUUUUAACCGCUGUUGUUUGCAUGUCGCUGGCAUUUCUGCAAAUUCUUUGGUUGGCUGUACCACUUGGUAUUUUGAUCGGUAUGAUAACAGCACUCUUUUUCGCUAGUGCUACAUCCUAUUUUAGCCAAGCAGCUCAAAAACACAGUAUAAGCUCAGCACAAGGUAUAUUUCAAGCCGUUUACUGUGGUAUCGGUUGCUCCAUUGGCUCGGUUGUCGGUGGUAUUGUUAUAACCUAUCAUGGUGCAAGAAAUUUAUUUUUUGUAGCUGGUGCAUUCUAUACAAUCAUUUUUAUGCUAUUCAUCUUGCUACAACUACUGAUCCAUCUAUCAGAGCGUGGUACUCUAACAGAUAUAAGGAAAAAAAAGGGGACAAAUGACCCACCUAAAAGCUACUUUCGUCGAGUUAAAGCAACUCGAUCUAGAACGUAUUAA
Molecule: messenger RNA, 1896 nt
Organism: Trichoplax adhaerens
Lineage: Eukaryota; Metazoa; Placozoa; Uniplacotomia; Trichoplacea; Trichoplacidae
Exons: 1
Coding region: 1-1896 (631 amino acids)
Cellular component (GO): membrane
Source: RefSeq, a predicted model, not a curated record